Rotaria sordida is the source of this 1473-nucleotide messenger RNA. The record is from the annotation of a GenBank genome assembly. NCBI's taxonomy places the organism in Eukaryota, Metazoa, Rotifera, Eurotatoria, Philodinida, Philodinidae.
AUGCAUUUUAUCGACAUUGUUUUUAUCGUUGUUUUUGUUGUUGCCUCGAAUAAUUGUUUCGGAACACCUCUCGAUGACUAUGUCAAUACUCCCGAUCCAAUGUUCAGCUGGAAACGUCUUCAAACUUAUCCAUUAUCGACUCAUACACUCUACGUAUUGAAUAUGACAUCACAACAAUGGUUUGAUGAGUCAUUUUCUUCACAUCCAAUUUGGUGGCAUUAUUUGACUAUAACAGUUCCAAGAAGUAUUCGUCGUUAUAGAACGACAUUCCUAUUAAUUAAUCAAGGAGAUAAUACUGAUGCAAUGCCUACAACGGAUCCAAUGACGAAUCUUGCACUGCGUACAGAUAGUAUCACAGCUACGAUUUAUCAAAUUCCUAAUCAACCAUUUCGUUUUUGGAAUGAUCCAUUGAAUAAACUUCGAGAUGAAGAUGCACUUAUUGCUUGGACAUGGAAGAAAUUUUUUGAUAUCAAUGGUACUGAUCCAAAAGUGCUUCUUCGUUUCCCAAUGACUAAAGCAGUCGUACGAGCGAUGGAUACUAUUGAACAAUUCUUCAAACAACAACACAUUACUGUACCAGAAGAAUUUGUUAUCGGUGGUGCUUCAAAACGUGGAUGGACCACAUGGACAACUGCGGCUGUCGAUAAUACACGAGUAGUAGCGGCAGUUCCUAUUGUCAUGGAUCUAUUGAACCUGCGACCAAGCAUGAUGUCACAUUAUCGCUCUCUCGGUGGAUGGACAUUUGCAUUUAAUGAUUAUUACGAAAUGAAUAUUACUCGCUAUAUGAACAGUUCUAUGUUUGAUAAAUUGGCUGAAAUGGUUGAUCCAUAUUCAUUUUUGGAUCGAUAUAGCAACACGAAAAUUUUUCAACUUCAAGGUGCUGGUGAUGAGUUUUUUCUACCUGAUAGUGAGGAUUUUUUCUGGAAUGAUUUGCAAGUUACUACUGGUGGGUCUUAUUUGAGACGUAUACCUAAUACUGGUCAUAGCAUAAAGGGAUAUGAAGACAGCUUAGCUAGUUUUUAUUUAAGUGUGGCAGAUAGAAUACCAUUACCAUCAAUGAAAUGGACGCGUACCGUGAAUGGAACACACGGUAUCAUUCAUGCUAUCGUUGAUUUCAGUGCUGGAAGGCCGAAACCUACAGAUGUUUCUGCUUAUCAAGCUCGUACUAGUGAUACUUUAAGACGUGAUUUUCGACGAGCAAAACUUGAUCAAAGUAAUGGUAAUGUUGUUGUUAAUCCUGUUAUUUGGUCAAAUACAGCUGUUCAAUUCGAGGGUCAAAUCGGUUCAACUGCUUCCUAUUCACUUAUAGUUCCUAUUCCCACAGAUGGUCAUUGGGUUGCUGCUUUUCUUCAAGCUACAUUUUCUGGACGUGAAGGUACAAUAUUGACUUUGACGACAGAAACCAUUAUUUUACCAAACACUUAUCCAGUACAAGAAUGUCAUGAUCAAGAAUGUUAUGGUAAACUUGUUUAA